UUCUCGUUCGGCGUUCCGUUCAGUAUACAUUUGCAAUUUAAAGGUUACGAUUUUCUCUUAGUUUAAUUUUUUUUUUCGAAGUUGAAACCCUGAUUUACGCGUGCGUUACCCGCGUCUCACGGCGCGUUUUGCGACGCGUAAGCCUUAUGUAGAGCUGCCCUAAGAGUUGCGCCAGUUGCACGGUUCACCUCAUGUACAACUUUAGAUCCGCAUACACGCGUGUCUCAAGGAAGUUAUUGUAGAAUAUUAACCUCGACAUACUCUGUAAUUUAUGUGGACACAAAAAAUUCAAUGAUAUUGAUUAUAAAGUUCAAUUAAUUUCAACGCAUGGUUAUUCUCUUUAGACAUUUCGAAAUUGGUGUAUCGUUUUCGAACUCACGUCAUUAAUAAUAAAAAUUCUGUACGUGUAAAUAGUGAAAAUAAAUGUGAUCAGUGUAGAUGUUUACUUUUUUAUUAACUUAAGUUAACAUUUGUAUUCUAAAAAUGCUUUUUGAGUUUUUAAAAAAUUUAUUCUGGAAAGCUGAUGAUAACAGUAAAAAGCGGAAAGCUCCUACUUCUGUGCAUUACAAAUGUGAUGUAGAAUUAAAAAAACAAUGCAGAGGUAUUCUGAAAAAUAAUUAUAAUCAGACAGAACUUUCAUACAAUGCUCAACAUCUCUCCAGUUGUAUGUGCAGCAAUUGUGCCAAUGUUUGUAUUGGUAUAAGAAAAGAUAGUUCAAGUUUUGACUGCAGUGCAGAAAAAUCAUUUAAAUUUUCCAAUAGAACUUUUCAUGACACUACAAUGUAUAAUACUAACAGGUUAUUAGAGAAACAACAGUAUUCUCAAAUGCUCAAUGAAUACAUAUAUGCUCGUGAAAUCGGUGCUAAUAAAAGUUGUGAGCUUAAGCCAGAAGACAGUGAAAUGUUGAAAAAUUCACAAAUAAAUUGUGAAUCUGAUAAAUCAUCAACGACUCGUGAAUAUAUAAAGCCAACAAAAUUAAAAGGAAUUUCACCCAGUAAAGCAAGAUAUGAUUUAUCUGCUUUGUCAAAUUUAACAUAUAAAGUUCACCAAGUUGACAUUGAAACUAAUGUGUCAUCAGAUAAAAAGAAAACUAUGACAAAUCUUCCAAAUCAUAAUGGAGUGGAAAUUAUAAAAAUGAAUACUUUUCAAGACUAUCUACAUAAUAAAGAUGUGGCCAGACAAGAUUAUCUCCACCAACUUGCCAAACAUUACAAUGAAAAAUUAAAUCAGCAUUUGGAAGAAGUUGCAGAAUUGAAAAAAAAAACUUUAAUGCUAUCAAAAUAUAAUAAACUUUCCAGAGAAAUUUCUUUGGAAGAGCGAUUAAAUCGAUCUAUACAACUGUGUGAAACCAUUUUAGAUGAAGACUAUUUCAAAGAAGAACCUAAAUAUCCUGAACUAUCUGAUGAAAUGUUAAAAAAAGUUAAUUCGGCUUUGGCUGAUGGUUUUGGAGAUGAAGUUCUUGUACAAUCAUUUGGUCUACAAAUCAGAAAAAGAGAUAUUCAAACAUUAUCAGGUUUGAAUUGGUUAAAUGAUGAAGUAAUUAAUUUUUACAUGAAUUUACUGAUUGAACGUGGGAAAAAUACUGAUUUUCCAAGUGUAUAUGCAAUGAACACUUUUUUUUAUCCUAAGCUAGUUGCUGGAGGACAUGCAUCUUUGAAAAGAUGGACAAGAAAAGUAGAUUUGUUCUCGAAAGAUUUAAUUAUAAUUCCUAUUCAUUUGGGUAUUCAUUGGUGUAUGUCAAUUAUUGAUUUAAAAAAUAAAAAAAUUUCAUACUAUGAUAGUAUGGGUUCAUCGAAUCAAAAAUGUUUAAAUUUAUUGAAACAGUAUCUACACGACGAAAGUCUUGACAAAAAGAAAAAAACAUUUGACUUUACUGGAUGGGAUUUGAAAUGUUUGAAGGAUAUUCCUCAACAAAUGAAUGGCAGUGAUUGUGGAGUAUUUUCUUGUACAUUUGCUGAAUAUGUUUCAGCUAAUAAAGAAUUUAAUUUCAGUCAAGAUGAUAUGCCAUACUUCAGAAAAAAAAUGAUCUAUGAAAUUCUAACUACAAAAUUACUUUAAAUUAAUGAAUCAUC
Messenger RNA from Trichogramma pretiosum, 2072 nucleotides. RefSeq names its product sentrin-specific protease 1-like. The coding region runs from base 484 to 2058 and encodes 524 amino acids. Gene Ontology annotation, molecular function: deSUMOylase activity. The record is from RefSeq and is a predicted model, not a curated record. Gene Ontology annotation, cellular component: nucleus. The transcript has a single exon. Gene Ontology annotation, biological process: protein desumoylation. Lineage: Eukaryota; Metazoa; Arthropoda; Insecta; Hymenoptera; Trichogrammatidae.